This is a messenger RNA of Leucoraja erinaceus (little skate), 6529 nucleotides long. Its product is annotated as G-protein coupled receptor 83-like. The record is from RefSeq and is a predicted model, not a curated record. The transcript has a single exon. Gene Ontology annotation, cellular component: membrane. NCBI's taxonomy places the organism in Eukaryota, Metazoa, Chordata, Chondrichthyes, Rajiformes, Rajidae. Gene Ontology annotation, molecular function: neuropeptide receptor activity. Gene Ontology annotation, biological process: neuropeptide signaling pathway. Bases 1 to 651 code for a protein of 216 amino acids.
AUGAAACCUCAAACCAGCUUUUUCCACUUGCCCCUUCCUUCCAGAGAGAAGAUCAUCAGGAGACAUUGCAUCCCCGCUUUUCCAAAGCCUUCAGAAGUCUUCAGAAGAUACUUCAACCUGUCAACCUUCACACUGUUCUACAUCCUGCCGUUGGUGGUGAUCACCGUAGCCUCCUCCGCGGUGAGCAAGAAGCUAUUGGUGAGGGAAACCAUUGCUGCCGUCACAGAAGCCGAGGCCGCUGCUCAACGUUGCAGGAAGAAGAGGACCAUCAAGAUGAUCUUCAUCAUCAUGACCUUUGCCCUCUGUUGGUUCCCCCUCAACGUCUACACCGUCCUGCUCACUGGUCAACGCGUCCAAUUCAACAACACCCUCUACUUUGCCUUCCACUGCGUGGCCGUGAGCAGCACCUGUUGGAACCCCUUCAUCUACUGUUGGAUGGACAACAGGUUCCGCUCCAACCUCAUGACCCUUCUGGCCACGUGUGGGGGGAGAAGGAGGAGAGGAGGCAAGAUCCUGGCGCUCAACGCGGCCAGUGGAGACGGGAUGCAGUCGGGGGUGAGGUUGGAGGACAAGCCUGGCCCAUCCACGGAGAAUAUGAGUUUCUACCUUGGUGGGCGCAGGGGUAACAAUGGGGAGGUGAGUACACUUUAGACUUUACAGAUUCCCCGUUGAAACUUGGUAUCAUGUUCAGCCCAGGUAUUAUGGGCCAAGGCAUCUGUACCUGUGCUGUAUUGUUCUAUGUUUAGUUUAGUUCACCAGUUCAGUUCCGUUUAGUUUAGUUUAGUUUAGUUUAGUUCAGUUUAGUUCAGUUUUGUUUAGUUUAGAGAUAUCAACGAUCACAAUCGACCACCUAAAAUUCUUAAUGGAGUGGACCGGCUAGAUGCAGGAAAAAUAUUCCUCAUGUUGACGAGUCCAGAUCCAGCGGUUGCGGUUAUGAAUUUGGGGUAGGCCAUUUAGGACUGAGUUGAGGAAAAACCUUUUCACCCAGAGUCGUGUUAUUGUGGAAUUCUCUGCCACAGAAGGCAGUGGAGGCCAAUUCACUGGAUGUUUUUGAAGAGAGAGUCAGAUUUAGGUCUUAGGGCUUAAAUAAUCAAGGGAUAUUGGGGAAAAGCGGGAACGGGGUAAUGAUUUUAGAUGAUCAGGCAUGAACAUAUUGAAUGGCGGUGCUGGCUAGAAGGGCUGAAUGGCCUACUCCUGCACCUAUUAUCUGUUUCUAUGUUUCUACCCGUACAAACUGGUACUACAUUAUCCUACUUUCUCACCCACUCCCUGUGCUCUAUGGGGCAAUUUACACAGGGCCCAUUAACCUGCAAACCCGCACGUCUUUGGGAUGUGGGAGGAAACCGGAGCCCCCGGAGAGAACCCACGUGGUCACAGAGGAAACUCCACACGUGCAUGCACACACACGUACUCACACACACUCACACACACACGUAUAUAUAUACACACGCGUGCACGCACGCACAUGCACCCACACUCACACGCAAAUAUCUACACACACACUCUGUGGAAGAAAAAUUAAUAUCCUUCUUUAUUUAAUUUUGAUUGGAAUUGUACAAGGUAACAAAAUUAUGUAUUGGAGAAGAGAAUUGGAAAUCUUUGUCCUGACCAGGUGUAGAAGAGAAUCCGCGGGAAACAGCAAAGUAGAUUUGAUGUACUUACCUCCUGUUUUGGAAUAUGUUGUAGGGUGGAUGGUAAUGCAAAUAUGUAGUAGUUCAGCUGAUAACAAAGUUUGUUUACAUUCCUGAGAAGUUACAGUGGAUCACCCUCACCCCCUACCGCUAGCAGCGUAGAUACGUGGUAGUAUAUGGGAGGCUUAUGAUCGGCUCGGAAAUGGGGAUGGUGAUUUGGACCACUUGAAAGGUGAGAUAGAAUAAUGUCAAGAUUCCCUUGUUUUGUGUUUGAUUUGUAUUAACCAUUUGUUGUUGAAUAAGAUUAACAUAAGCAAACAGUAUGUUAUGACUAAUGAAAUAAUUGGUACCCAUGUGGUGAUAGAAUGUUUUGUAGAAUAGUAUUGGCUUGAUAUAAUUGUAGAUUGUCCCCUAGUGUGUGUAGGUUUGUGCUGGUGUGCGGGUAUCGCUGGUCGGUGCAGACUCGGUGGGCCAAAGGGACUUUUUCCAUGCUGUAUCUCUAAACUAAACUAAACUAAACUGAACUGAAUGAAACUAAAAUGAACUAGACUGAACUAAACUAAACUAACCUGAACUAAACUAAAUUAAACUAAACUCUACUGAUCUGAACUAAACGGAACUGAACUAAAUUAAACUGUACUGACCUGAAUUCUAUACAAAACUAAACUAAACUGAAGAUAGACUGGAGUAUGCUGAAGUAACCCAGCAGGACAGGCAGCAUCUCGAGAGAGAAGGAAUGGGUGACAUUUCGUGUCAAACUAAACUAAACUGAACUGAACUGAACUAAACUUAAAUUGUCUUAACUCAACUAAACACAUCACGCACCUUGGUGUCAUUUGGUGUAGGGUUGACAAGGGGCUCUCUGCUCUCCCUUACACCACUCCACCCACCCCGAGACCUCCUCUCCCCUCUCCGUUAGCUGGCAGGUAUCACCCCCUACUUCCUUGAAGCCGGCACAGCAUUUUCCCGGUGAUUGCUGGCAUCCACUUCCAGCAAAGUUGCCAGUCAAUUAGCUUCACCUCCACCUCCUGUAGCAUUGACGGUCGUAUCUCUGCGGACAUGAGACAGAGACACAACGUGGAAACGGGUCCUUCAGCCCAUUGAGACCAUGCCGACAAGCGACCUCCCCAUCUUACACUGUCUUACACACAUCAGGGAUAAUUAUAAAAUCUUUACCAAAGACAUUCAACCAACAAAACCUGCACAUCUUCUCAGUGUGGGAUGAAACCGGAGCACCCGGUGAAAUCCCCACAGGGGUCACGGAGACAGCGUGCAAACUCUGUAAAAACAGCACCCCAGGUCAGGAUUGAACCCGGGUCUCUGGUGCUGUGAGGUAGCAACACUCCAGCUGCACCACCAAUAAGGGGGAACAAGGGUGUGAGUGUGUGUGUGAACAUGUUUAUGCGGGUAGACAAGGGUACGUGGGUGUAACACAAUACAUCUUGGGAGGGAUAUGGAUCAAAUGCAUGCAGGUAGAACUAGUGUAGAUGGUCCUAUCCAUGUACCUGUCCAACUGAUUAUUAAAUGUUGGGAUAGCCCCCGGCCUCCUCUAGCAGCUUGCUUCUAUAUAAAUAUAUAUUCGACCAAGUGCAGACCCAUUCCCCCAACAGUGUGCUCCACCAACGCAAUAUUCCACCAAUCACCCUUCCCCCAAUGCAACUUAUCCCGUUCCUGAAUGUAAGAUUCCAGCACUGCUCUGCCUCCCUCAGCACAAAUUCCAAUUGCACUUCCCUGCCUGCUGCAGCAGUUCCAAUUGACCCUCCCCCUCCUGUUGAAAUAUUCCAUUGAGGUGAAAAGUUCAGUGUUCCUGUCUUGCAACUUUGUAUCGAAGUGUGUUGGAAGCUGGGAGGAAGGAUAUUAACAGUAAAAAUCUUGUUAAAGUUAGCAUUUUUAAAGCUUUAAUUGAGAAUAACAUAAAAUAGGAUGAAAUCUUGUGAAUUUGAUUAGAGCGAAGUCGGUAAAAUUGUGAGUUAGAAUAUGUAAAGAUCUCAGCGGUACGGGUUUUGAAGGAGAUACAAAUAUAACACACACACAAGAUGAGAGUUUUAUAGGUAUGUAGAUAGAUAUAUCUAUAUUACUAAAAGUCUGAUCUUGACUGCUUUUGGCUUGCUGUGGUGUGAUUUCCGAGAGAACACCGCUACCUACAGCCGCCAUUUUUGGACACCUCGCUCAGAGCCCCUCUCCGCCUUCCUGGACCAGAGGAUUUUUCCCAUCGAUGAAAAAUCAGAGACAUAUUAAUGUUUAAAAAUAAUUUGCCAUUCUCUCUGCUGCCCCUGCUGGAGGGAGGGGGAGGGACUAUAAAACCAGGAUGUGGUGUGCCUCACUCAAUCUCUGCAAGAUGGAGGAAGCCAGAGGGUAGGUCCCUUGCAGUCAGAAACAGGCGAAUUGAUCAUGGGGAACAAAGACAUGGCAGACCAAUUGAAUAACUACUUUGGUUCUGUCUUCCUAUUGGAAGACAUAAACAAUCUGCCGGAAAUAGCAGGUGACCGGGGGAAAUAAGAUCGGGGAACUGAGUGAAAUCCAGGUUAGCCGGGAUGUGGUGUUAGGUUAAUUGAAUGGAUUAAAGGCCGAUAAAUCCCCAUGGCCAGAUAGGCUGCAUCCCAGAGUACUUGAGGAAGUAGCUGCGGAAAUAGUGGAUGCAUUAGUGAUAAUUUUUCAAAACCCUUUAGAUUCUGGAGUAGUUCCUGAGGAUUGGAGGGUAGCUAAUGUAACCCCACUUUUUAAAAAGGGGAAUUACAGACCAGUUAGUCUAACAUCAGUAGUGGGAAAACUGCUAGAGUCAGUUAUAAAGGAUGGGAUAGCAGCACAUUUGGAAAGUGGUGAAAUCAUUGGACAAAGUCAGCAUGGAUUUAUGAAAGGUAAAUCAUGUCUGACGAAUCUUAUAGAAUUUUUCGAGGAUGUAACUAGUAGAGUGGAUAAGGGAGAAACCAGUAGAUGUGUUAUAUCUGGAUUUCCAGAAGGCUUUCGACAAGGUCCCACAUAAGAGAUUAGUAUACAAACCUAAAGCACACUGUAUUGGGGGUUCAGUAUUGAUGUGGAUAGAGAACUGGCUGGCAAACAGGAAGCAAAGAGUAGGAGUAAACGGGUCUUUUUCACAAUGGCAGGCAGUGACUAGUAGGGUAUCGCAAGGCUCAGUGCUGGGACCCCAGCUAUUUACAAUACUCGCUAGAAUUUAGAAGAUUGAGGGGGGGAUCUUAUAGAAACUGGUGCAGUAUAAUGUGGAUAAAUGUGAGGUUAUCCACUUUGGUGGCAAAAACAGGAAAGUAGACUGUUAUCUGAAUGGUGGCCGAUUAGGAAAAGGGGAGAUGCAACGAGACAUGGGUGUCAUGGUACACCAGUCAUUGAAAGUAGGCAUGCAGGUGCAGCAGGCAGUAAAGAAAGCGAAUGGUAUGUUAGCAUUCAUUGGAAAAGGAUUUGAAUAUAGGAGCAGGGAGGUUCUACUGCAGUUGUACAGGGUCUUGGGGAGACCUCACCUGUAGUAUUACAUACAGUUUUGGUCUCCUAAUCUGAGGAAAGACAUUCUUGCCAUAGAGGGAGUACAGAGAAGGUUCACCAGACUGAUUCCUGGGAUGUCAGGACUUUCAUAUGAAGAAAGAUUGGAUAGACUCAGCUUGUACUUGCUAGAAUUUAGAAGAUUGAGGGGGGAUCUUAUUGAAACUUACAAAAUUCUUAAGGGGUUGGACAGGCUAGAUGCAGGAAGAUUGUUUCCGAUGUUGGGGAAGACCAGAACAAGGGGUUACGGAUAAGGGGGAAAUCUUUUAGGACCGAGAUGAGAAAAACAUUUUUCACACAGAGAGUGGUGAAUCUCCGGAAUUCUCUGCCGCAGAAAGUAGUUGAGGCCAGUUCAUUGGCUAUAUUUAAGAGGGAGUUAGAUGUGGCCCUUGUGGCUAAUGGGAUCAGGGGUUAUGGAGAGAAGGCAGGUACAGGAUACUGAGUUGGAUGAUCAGCCAUGAUCAUAUUGAAUGGCGGUGCAGGCUCGAAGGACCGAAUGGCCUACUGCUGCACCUAUUUUCUAUGUUUCUAUGUCUCUCUGAGCUCUGAAUAACACUGAACACAUGUCUACUCAACUGUGAGUGCCCUUAAUGUGGUUUGAAAAUGAAAAUAUGGUUGGUUUGUAGUAAAAAGGCACUGCCUGCAAAUGGUUGCCUGGGGGGUUUGGUUUGAAGUAAAAAGGCACUGCCUGCAAAUGGUUGUUUGGGUGGUUUGGGUUGAAGUGAAAAGGCACUGCCUGCAAAUGGUUGUUUGGGACGAUGGGGUUGAAGUGAAAAGACACUGCCUUCAAAUGGUUGUUUGGGGGGUUUGGGUUGAAGUGAAAAGGCACUGCCUGCAAAUGGUUGUUUGUCUAAACUUGACAACUUCCUGUUUGCACUAUAUUGAUUUUAGAUAAAAUGCUACCACUUACGGCUGUGAUGUUUGACCAUCUUAUUCAGUCCCCCUCCGCUCAUGAGGUGCAGAGGAUUCUUCUCAUCAAUGAAAAACAAAAGUGUUAUUAGUGUUUAAAAAUUGUUGAUAAUCUCUUUCCUGUCAAUCACGUAAUGAAGGCCACAUCUUUUCCGGUGGGAGGGGGAGGUAUUAUAAAACCCGGAAGUGUGGGUGUGGGUCAGUCUCUGCAUGAUGGGGGAGGGAGAGGUCAUGACUCUGUCUGUGCUGUGAAUCAACUGAACACACUGAAUGUCUACUGAACUGUGUGUGGUGUUUUGUGUGGUUUUAUGGUGGUUUUUAUGGUGGUUUCACCCUGCUUGAAAUAGUAUGAAACUGCAUUUGAAUGUGGUGGCCUUGCACCCUGCAUGAGGUGAUUUGAAACUGCAUUUGAAUUUUGGUGUUGUUGCACCCUGCUUGAAGUGGUAUGAAAUUGCACUUGAAUUUGGGGGCUUUGCACUCGGCUUGAAGUGGUUGGA